AUGCAUACAUCUCUUUGUAUUGCUAUUAUUCUUACAUUUAUCCAGUCGAUUUUAAGUGCACAUGUUGAAGAUAAUCGAAUUAUUAUUGGAUCAAGUGUUGGUGGAGUUUUUGGUUUAAUCAUCUUGAUCCUUGAUCUUAUUGCAAUUUUUGAAGUACUCAAAUCGGGUGGCCGUAGUAUGUGUUCGAAACUUAUUUGGAUUUUAAUUAUCAUCUUUUUUCCUAUUGGUGGUUUGAUUUUAUAUUGUUUAUGUGCUCGAUCUCGUAAAGCCGAUGAAAUUGUUUAA
Messenger RNA from Rotaria sordida, 285 nucleotides. The record is from the annotation of a GenBank genome assembly. NCBI's taxonomy places the organism in Eukaryota, Metazoa, Rotifera, Eurotatoria, Philodinida, Philodinidae.